AGUAUCAUCGCUUUCCCCUAGGGUUGGAUCAGGAGCUAGAGAUCAAGCGAGGGGACGGAAAGCGGGGUCGAUUGAGCAGCGAAGAGUUCAUCUCUCUUUUCAAGGAGAUCUCCACCCGGCCGGAGAUCUACUUCCUUCUCGUGAGGAUGCAACGAGUGACGAAGGACAAAUGUUUGGAGAUUAUCAACAAGUUUGAGCCGUCCACAGAAGGCCGUCGGAAAGGACAGCUUGGCAUCGACAAUCUCGUGUGCUUGGACCACACACACACGCACACAUGCUCAGAAGUGCUGGGAGAUCAACUCUUUCAGUGGUCACAGGCUCUCAAGCUGGCCAUGUCAUUCCCGGAAGAGUUUGUCAACCACAACAAGAAGUUCCUGUCUCGUAUCUACCCCAAUGGCAUGAGGAUUGACUCCAGUAACUACAACCCUCAAGAUCUCUGGAACUGCGGUUGUCACAUGGUGGCCUUGAACUUCCAGACAGCGGGUCUGAUGAUGGACCUCUACCACGGAUGGUUCCAGAAGAACGGUGGCUGUGGGUACACCCUCAAACCUGCCAUCAUGAGAGAGGAGAUUGCUUACUUCAGCGCCAACACAAGAGAUGUCAUUCCUGGCAUCUCGCCGCAGAUACUUCAUGUUAAAAUAAUCAGUGGCCAGAACUUUCCUAAACCUAAGGGCUCAGCUGCUAAAGGUGAUGUGACUGACCCUUAUGUGACCAUUGAGGUUUUUGGCAUCCCUUCAGAUUGUGCAGAGGAAAGAACAAAGACUGUUCCUCACAAUGGCUACAACCCGAUCUUUGAUGAGAGUUUUGAGUUCCAGAUAAACCUGCCUGAGCUGGCUCUGGUCAGGUUUGCAAUUCUGGAUGAUGACUACAUUGGGGACGAGUUCAUUGGACAGUACACAAUUCCCUUUGAGUGUAUGCAAACAGGUUAUCGGCACAUUCAGUUGUUGUCCAACACAGGCAGUGUAAUGGAAAACUGUACGCUAUUCAUUCAUGUGGCCAUCACCAACAAGCGCGGAGGAGGGGUGAACAAACGAGGCCUGUCUGUGAAGAAAACUCGGCGCUCUCGAGACUACACCAGCAUGAAGUCUGUUGGGGUCAAGAGCAUUGAUGAAACUUUUAAGAUGGCCAUCCAACCUCUGCGGGAGGGAACUGACCUGCGGGACAAUGUCCAGCUGUCCCUGGCCACCUUCAAGGACUCAUGUUGUUUAGCCCCUAUCGCCAACCUCAAGCAGUGCAUCCGGCUCUUGUCCUCCAGAAUCGCAAACUCGGGAGAGUCUGUCUCACUCUCUUACUCCAUGAGAGGGGAUUAUCCAUAUAUUGAGGCUCAAGGUACCCUUCCAGAAAUUUUCAAGAAGUCUUUAAGCUCAUUCGAAGAGCUCAUCAAUGAAUGCAGAAGCAUGAUUCAAAAUGCUGACACUGUCUAUGAAAAGUUACUUCACUGUCAGCGUGCAGGCUUGGAAUGGCAUGAGGAGUUGGAGAACUUCUGUCAGCAGGCAGGACUCAAGGGACGCAAGCUGGUUAAGGCAGCAGAGAACUUUGCCUGGAAUAUCCGAGUUCUGAAGGGCCAAGCAGACCUGCUGGUUCAGGCCAAGAAAGACUGCCAGGAAUACAUCAGACAGAUCAAAGAAGCUGCUGUGUCCACUGGUCUGGCAAAGGGGGAAGUUGCAGGUCAGACAGAUGUCCCCAGCUCACCGACGUCUGAUGAAGAUCCUCCAGCUCUCUUAUUAGAAGAGUCAUGA
Messenger RNA from Aplysia californica (California sea hare), 1739 nucleotides. Its product is annotated as phospholipase C. Gene Ontology annotation, biological process: lipid metabolic process; intracellular signal transduction. The record is from RefSeq and is marked provisional. Gene Ontology annotation, molecular function: phosphatidylinositol-4,5-bisphosphate phospholipase C activity. Lineage: Eukaryota; Metazoa; Mollusca; Gastropoda; Aplysiida; Aplysiidae.